Molecule: messenger RNA, 10557 nt
Organism: Xyrichtys novacula (pearly razorfish)
Lineage: Eukaryota; Metazoa; Chordata; Actinopteri; Labriformes; Labridae
Source: the annotation of a GenBank genome assembly
AUGGAGGAGAGGAGUGAAGAGCAGCUCAGUUUCUCUGUGAGGGUCUUCACUCUGCAGGAGGAGCUGAGGGGUGAAGAGGAGCACAUGGAGGAGCAUGGGGAGGUAACAGAGGCCGCAGAGUCCUUAUCUGUGCAGCUACAAACUGUCUGGUCUGCCUUUUUUUUCCCUUCUAAUGCAGUUAGUAAGAAAGAGGUAACGAAAGUUUUCUUGCUUGUCAGAAAUUGGUCUGCCUUCCUUUAGAGCUUUUUUUCAGCCUUGACUUGUUUUGUUUUUAAGUGGUUUGGGUCGAAAUGAUGAAUAUGUAUCCCUUUUUCUGGAGUUAAGUUGAAUUUCAUGUGUUGUCUUUGCACUAUUUUUAAGUAAAAAUUGUAAAACUUUACUUACAGUGGAUAUAAAAAGUCUACACACCCCUGUUCAACUGCCAGGUUUUCGUGAUGUAAGAAAAUGACAGCAAGAUAAAUAUUUUCACAACUUUUUCCACCUUUUAUGUGACCUAUAACCUGUACAACACAAUUGAAAAACAAACUAAAACCUUUAAUUUAAAAUAAAAAAACUAAAAUAACCUGGUUGCAUAAAUAUGCACACCCUUAAACUAAUACUUUGUUGCAGCACCUUUGGCUUUUAUUACAGCACUCAGUCUUUUUGGGUAGGAGUCUAUCAGCGUGGCACAUCUUGAUGUGGAAAUAUUUGCCCACUCUUCUUUGCAAAACCGCUUCAAAUCUGACAGAUUGCGAGGGCAUCUCCUGUGCACAGCCCUCUUCAGAUCACCCAACAAAUGUUCGAUGGGAUUCAGGUCUGGACUCUGGCUGGGCCAUUCCAAAGUCUCAAUCUUAUUCCGAUGAAGCCAUUCUUUUGUUGAUUUAGAUGUGUGCUUUGGGUCAUUGUCGUGCUGAAAGAUGAAGUUCCUCUUCAUCUUCAGCUUUCUAGCAGAAGGCCGAAGGUUUUGUACCAACACUGACUGGUAUUUGGAACUGUUCAUAAUUCCCUCCACCCUGACUAAGGCACCAGUUCCAGCUGAAGAAAAACAGCCCCAAAGCAUGAUGCUGCCACCACCAUGCUUCACUGUGGGUAUGGUGUUCUUUUGGUGAUGAGCAGUGUUGAUUUUGUGACAAAUAUACCUUUUGCAAUGAUGCCCAAAAAGUUCAACUUUGGUUUCAUCAGACCAUAACACAUUUUCCCACAUGUGUUUGGGAGAUUUCAGAUGUCUUUUUGCAAAAUUAAGCCGGGCUUUGAUGUUUUUCUUUGUAAGAUAAGGCUUCCGUCUUGCCACCCUACCCCAUAGCCCAGACAUAUGAAGACAGCAGGAGAUUGUUGUCACAUGUACUACACAGCCAGUACUUGCCAGAAAUUCCUGCAGCUCCUUCAGUGUUGCUGUCGGCUACUUGGUAGCCUCGCUGACCAGUUUUCUUCUCAUCUUCUCAUUAAUUUUGGACGGACGUCCUGUUCUUGGUAAUGUCACUGUUGUGCCAUAUUUUCUCCACUUGAUGAUGACGGUCUUUACUGUGUUCCAUGGUAUAUUUAAUUCCUUGGAAAUUCUUUUGUAGCCUCACCUGACUGAUAUCUUUGAAUAAUGAGAUCCCUCUGAUGCUUUGGAAGCUCUCUGUGGACCAUGACUUGUGCUGGAAGAUGUGUCUACAAAAAUGUCAGGAAAAGCAACUAGAACAGCUGAACUUAAUUUGGGGUUAAUCAGAGGCACUUUAAUUGGUGACAGGUGUGUGCUGACUCCAAUUUAACCUGAGUUUGAAUGUUAUUGGUUAAAUCUGAACACAGCCACAUCCCCAGUUAUUAAAGGGUGUGCACACUUAUGCAACCACAUGAUCUCAGUUGUUUAUUUUUACUUCACCUCCCUGAAAGAUUUCUGUUUGUUUUUCAAUUGUGUUGUACAGGUUAUAGGUCACAUUAAAGGUGGAAGAAGUUGUGAAAUUAUUUAUCUUGAUUAGAUUUUUUUACAUGACAAAAACCUGGCAGUUGGGGUGUGUAGACGUUUUAUAUCCACUGUAUCCUUUUAUCAAUAAGUAAGAUUUGGGGGUCUUUGUCUUGCGGUUUGGUGGAGCUCGUUCUCAUUUGGUGUUUUAUAUCUUUGAAGGAGGUGGAUGAGGAGCAGCAGGUCAGAGUCUGCAGACAGAGAGGAGAGGAGGAGCUCACUCUGUUCCUCAGAUCAGGACAGGACUUUCAGGAGGUUACUGUGCAGGAUGGUAAGCUCACAAUUACGGGUUGUACUCUCUGUAGUCACUCUGACCCUCGAUAGAGUCCUCUGAUCAAUCACCCAGAGUUAUUUUAAAACACCCCGUGUUUUUUCUGUGUUUAUAGCGAACAGAGCAUCAGUCCACCAGUUCACAGUCUCCACAGAGUCUGAACAAUGUCAGGUCGGAGGUCAGUCCUUCCUGAUCACCGUCGACAAGUUGAGUCUCCUGCUGCAGUUCAAGACUCCAUCAGGUUUGUGCAGAUUAUCCCUUAGACUUCACUGAUUGGGUUAGUUUUUCACAGCAUGUUCAAUAAGUUCCCUUUUUGUUUUCCAGAUUUGAAGAAGUUCCUGCAGUUCCUGAGGAGAGAGACAAACGAGGAGUUGAGGAAAGGUUUCACAGAAAGAGGAGGCAGAGAAAAUGAGAGUGUAGAGACGGGGCAUGUCUUACCUGCACAGUGCUACGAGGUAAACCACUUUGCCGUGUGAAAGAAGAAUAAAUGGACACAAAGGAGGAGUUUGAUUUAUAUUUUUGUAUGUCUAGUUCCACAGCUGUCUGUCCCAGCAGCAGAGCCUCCUCCAGGACUUCCCGAGGAUCGCCACCUAUCACAAAGCUGUUUUAGACAAUGAGGCCGACUUCAGAGACAAGGUUAGAAAGGAGACUUAGAUACUUAGAUAAGCAAUUAAUUCCUGGCUCAAUCAUCCAGCCAAUCAAAUAAUGCUAGAUUGGUCAUGUGGCACUGACCCUAUUGGAAGAUUGAAUUCAAUUGAUUGCUUCUCCCUGGUUACCCAGAUGCAGAGUCGGUCUGUUUUACACUGAAUUUAUUGACACUGAAGUAUUUAACACUGAAAUUUUUUUUGUUGCAUUUUUUUUUAAGUUGAAUUUUUACUAAACGAAUAUUUUGAGAGAUUGAGUUUCUUUUACACUGAAUUUUUUUAAUCAUUGUGAAAAAAAAUACUGUCAGAAAUAAAAAUGUGUGCUUGAAAUUCAGUGGUUUUAAAAUUCAAAGUCUUAUUUUGAUGAAAAAAAAAAAACAAGACUCAGCUUUAGAAAUUCAAAUUCAAAAUCAGAUGGCACAGUUUUACUUCCAUACUUGUUCUAAGAGUCUAACAGCACUGGAAAAAUGAUCCCUGCAAAGACAUUAUUAUUAAUUAAAAGAAGCCUUUUAUUCACUUCUUUCAAAGCUACCUGACUCAUUUUACAGACACUUCACAACACAGGAGUUGCUGCUGUGCGUCUGCUUACAAGAGCGAAAAAUAAUAUAACAAAGCAAUUGAAGUUAGAACAACAACUUAUGUUUCUUUGCACGGGAGUUGCUGUUCUACCUCAACAUUUAUUUAUUUAUUUUUUUUUGGGGAAAUGCAAGAUGCUUUAUAUGAUUACAAUGGCUCAAAUAAAACAGCACCAUGAUGCAGAUAAAAUGCAUAGAGCAAUGAAUGAUGUUGCACAACAGUGACUCUAUAGUUUUCCUGUUAGUAAUUGGAGUUGUUGGUUUACGUCUGCUGAAUUUGUUGAUUUUUUGCUAUAUUGCAUUGGAUUAAACAGUUACAAGCAUCUCUUUUGUUAAACAUAAAUUAAUUGGACACAUUUGAUUACCAAGUUUGUGCUGCAGCCACUACAGCCUGUUUCAUGCCUGCAGGUUGAAGAAAUCCACUUAAGCAAUUUCAAAUCACCCCAAAUUUUUCUGAUCUCUGAGCUUAGGUUGAAAAAUUCAGGAAUAUUGUGGUUUGGCUUUGGUUGGCAAUAGUAUUUACAUUCGCCGCCCUUACAUUUUAUGAUGAAUAAUUUCAAUAAAACACAGUAACCUGCUUCUUUCUCCUCUCUGUAGGUGGUUCUGGAUGUGCGUUGUGGUUCUGGUAUCCUGUCUUUCUUUGCGGUCCAGGCUGGAGCCAGCAGAGUUUAUGCUGUGGAGUCCAGACCCAUGUCCAAGUUCACACAGGUCUGUCCUCUAUCUUCGGAGUUGUUUGUCUCAUUCUGGUGUUUGUUACUGGACCUCUGGGGUCUCCAAUUCGCUGAAUUUCUCAGUUAUGAGUUUGUAGAGUGAUAUUUAGUGUGUGUUGGCCGUUAUAAAGCCUAAAGAGAAACCUCAGCAGCGCUCUGGAUGGAGCACACACACAGAGUACAUACAUCCCGUGCAGAGCGUGGCAUUCUGGGGAGUUAAUGGGUUGCGGCAACAUCUGGCCCUGAAUUCAGCAGGAGGGGGGCCACACUGCGGAGAGAUGCUGAUGCACAUUAGAGAUACUGUAAGUGGAUUAAAAAUGUCUGCAGCAGCUCUGAGUCCAGAAAGAGCUGCUAUAAAUUAACUUAAGACUCCUUGUCACCCAUCUACAUAGUAUUAUAGAAAACUGGCAUUCAAAAUUCUUUCCUUAAAAACUGCGGUCUUCGUCUCCCGGAUUAUCCAGGAACCACUGCAAUAGUAAUUUCUGGUAAUAUGUUUAACUCUUGAAGUGAAUUUUCCAGAGCUCUGAACAAAACAAACAUGAAUGGGGGUAUUCAUGACAAAUGUGGUUGGCAGACACAGAUGAAAGAUAUUUACUAAAUGUACAUGAUGAACCUUUACAGCAUAAAGUAUGUAGAAGGAUUUGAUUCAAUAUGACAGUGGUUCUCAAGUCCAGUGGCUCCAACACACCUGAUUCAAAUGAUCAGCUCGUUAGUAAGCCAUUACAGAGCCUGAUAACGAACUGAUCAUUUGAAUCAGGUGUGCUGGAGCAGGGAUAUUCAUUAUAUUAUUAUUCAUUCGUCACAUAGCAACACAACACACUCAUAGAGUGAUGACUGAAAUGUUCAAACAGGGAAAUCAUGAUGUAUUAUGACUGCUUUAUUUCCUGUCUUCUGUGUAGAUCCUGGUUCAGAGUAACAGUCUGUCUGAGCGGAUCAGGGUCCUGGAGGGGGAUCUAGAGGAGGUCACCUGUCCUGAGAUGGUGGAUGUGAUCAUCUCUGAGCCAAUGGGACACAUGCUCCUCGGUGACAGAGUCCUGGAGAGCUUCAUCAGGGCCAGAAAAUGGCUGAAACCAAAUGGUAGGAGGGGGGGACGUCAGAAACUGUGGACUCAGAAUAUGAAAAAAUUAUAUAGUGAAUAAUAAAGUGACCGAAUAAAAGAGUGAAAUCUCUCACAUUCACCCUGCAGGUCUGAUGUUUCCCUCCUGUGCUGAUAUCCAUCUGGCUCCCUUCACUGACGAGCAGCUCUACUUUGAGCACCAUGCACGAGCUAGUUUCUGGUCUCUCGCACACACACACACACACACACACACACACACAUGUUUACACAGGCAUAAAUCCAUGCAUGAGGACGCAAACACACUGGCUCCCUUUCUCUCUCUCUCUCUCAGAAACACUGGUUCCCAGCUCGACCUCAGUCAGGCUUGUUUCCUGUCGGGUGUAAAACGCUCGGGUUCAGUUCAGUCCUGACUCAGUCCAAACGUUUGACUGGCUGAAUCUGCUGCAGGACGAUCUGCCAGGGCUGAAACUUUCACCUAGAUAUUACAUUAAUAGAUCAGUAUCAGAGGUGGUCUUUCCUUUUGUGGCAUGCAGCGUCCUACCCCAAACUGAAAACUAACAUAUCAUAUCUUAGUGUUAAGGCUCUGUUUUAAAGUAUUACUUCAAAUAAUAACUGGCAGCAUCCUGAGACAGACAGUCAUGCCAUAUCAUACUAAUCUAACCGUACUGCAUCAUGAGUAGUGCAUAGUAUCUGAUCGUAUAGAAGUGUUUCGUAGUGUAACGUAUCAAAUCAUAUCUUAUCAUGAGUUAUAACAUAUUUUGUCAUAACACAUUAUCUCAUAUCUGAUUAAAUUGUUUCAGUCACAUGUUGCAACGUAUCAUAUUAACUGUAUUGUGCUUUAUGACAUCAUAACUUAUGUAAUCGAAACUUACCAUACUAUAUACAGUAUAUAUCAUAAGUGAACACAUCACACUGUAUUGUGCUGUGUCAUAUCGUAUCAUGUCAAAUCAGAUCGUAUCAUAUCAUAUUGUAUCAUGUCAUGCUGUAUUGUUUCCUCUCGUCUGGUGUUGUGUCAUGUCGUGUCAUGUCAUAUAAUAUCAUAUCGUAUCGUAUCGUAUUGGAUCUUACCAUACUGUACGGUACCGUAUCAUGUCGUAUCAGAUCGCAUCAUAUAUUGUUUCAUGUGAUGUCCUAUUGUAUUGUAUUGUAUCAUAUCGUAUCACAUUGUAUCAUAACGUAUCGUAUCAUUUCAUAUCAUAUCGUAUUGGAUUGUAUCAUAUCGUGUGGUGUGGUGUGGUGUUGUGUUGUAUCAUGUCACAUAAUAUCAUAUCAUAUCGUAUGGUAUUGGAUCGUAUCAUACCGUACUGUACUGUACCAUAUCAUGUCAUAUCAGAUCGUAUCAUAUAUUGUUUCAUGUCAUGUCGUAUUGUAUUGUAUUGUAUUGUAUUGUAUCAUGUAGUGUAGUGUGGUGUUGUGUCGUGUCAUAUCGUAUUGUAUCGUAUCAUAUAGUAUUGGAUCAUAUCGUAUGGUACUCUACCAUAUUGUAUCGUGUGGUGUGGUGUGGUGUUGUGGUGUGACAUCGUAUCAUAUUGUAUCGUAUCGUAUUGUAUUGUGUGAUGUGGUGUUGUAUCGUAUCGCAUCGUAUUGUGUCGCGUCGUAUCGUAUCUUAUCGUAUCAUAUCGUGUGGUGUGGUGUUAUAGUGUGUCAUAUCGUAUCGUAUCGUAUCGUACUAUAUCUUAUCGUAUCAUAUCGUAUUGUAUUGUAUUGCGUGAUGUGGUGUUGUAUCGUAUCGCAUCGUAUUGUGUCGCAUCGUAUCGUAUCUCAUCGUAUUGUAUCGCGUGGUGUGGUGUUGUGUCGUGUCAUAUCGUAUCGUAUCGUAUUGGAUCAUAUCGUACCGUACUGUACCAUAUCGUAUCAUGUCAUAUGGUAUUCUCUCGUCACGUAUCAUGUUGUCUUGUGCUAUUGUUUGACAUUAUAGCCUAUUAUACCAAAUUAUGUCCGGAAUCCGGUCCGGUACGGAAAGUAUUACAUAUUCAUUUUUUUAUGAACCAGAGAGUAAUCGAUCAUAUUUAUCAUACUCAUCUUUAUAUAUCUGUUAUUUAACAGCUCAGUGGUUCACAUAAUGUCAUCAUGUAGUAAUCAUCAUUAACUUCACUCAGUCUUUUAAAUCUAACCCAACUUUUAUCUUCUACGAAAGCUAGGAUUCAUUUUUCUUUUCCAUGUGCAAACAAAAUAGCCUCUGCUGAUUGUGUGCGUGUGUGUGCAGUGUUUGGGUGUGUGUGUGUGUACCAUAUGGUGUGUGUACACUCUCCCGCUCCACCUCUAUGUGCAGGUCAGGCUCAGUCGACCUUGAGGAAUGAAGGUGAACUAAACUGAUUUAGCAUGGACUGCAAAAACAAUAAGAGAGUCUGCAGGAAUCACAGACGGAUAAACACAAAUAGAGGAUACUGUCAGAUACCAUAUAAUAGUGUAAACCAUCUCUCUUUUAAUAACUUCUGUGUUCAUUUUUCUCUCCUCAGGCAACAGAGAAACUUCUACGGCGUGAACCUGAGCGCUCUGCACGGCCCUGCAGUGGACGAGUUCUUCAGACAGCCUGUAGUGGUAAAAACACAAGCCCUGAUGCUGAAACAGUACUGAAAAUUAUUCAGAAAACAUCUGAAAUAUUUCCAGAGAGAUGCACUGGGUCAGUUCUACCCUGAGGUCUGCCUGACAGGCAACAUUCAGAGAAUUAAAGACCCAUUAAAUCCAUCGUGGCUGAAGCUGAAGCAUUUAUAUCCAACAGGUUUUACCUUUUUAAGUAUAAUGUUUUUUUAAAAAUUGUCCUGACUGUAUCUUUUAGGACUCUUUUGAAGUUCAGAUUCUGAUGGCCCGGUCAGUCAAACACAGGAUCAACUUCAUGGAGGCUACAGAGGAGGAUCUACAAAGGUUAGAAACGGCCAGAGAUCAUUUCUCAAACUUGAGAGGAAGUUCCUUUUCUUGAUUGAACAUCUAUUAGCAGGCAGACACGGGUUAUUUCAGGCUGUUUGGAGGUUUUUGAGUCAUGUGUGAAUAUCUAUGUCACCCUCUCAGGGUGGAGAUCCCCUUCCUGUUCACUCUACUUCAGUCCAGUCUCGUUCAUGGACUCGCCUUCUGGUUCGACGUGGCCUACCUGGGAUCCAGGUGAGACCCAGACUCCUGUCACCUUGUUGGUUAGUAAAACUAAAACAGUUAGGUUCUGUCUGUCAUCAGGUCAUCAAUUUGGCUCUCCACCUCACCCUCUGAGCCGCCCACUCGCUGGUCUCAGGUCAGGUGUUUGCUGCAGACGCCACUCUUCGUGAAGGUGGGGCAGACGCUGUCAGGGACUGUGCUGAUGAUUGCAAACAGCAGGUAAACCUGAGGAUUUAUCUGCCUGAUUCUGUUAGAGAGAAGCCCAUUUUUAGUCUAAUGACCUUCUUUUUGCAGACAGAGUUAUGACAUCCACAUCACAGCCACAGUUGACCAAUCAGGAUUCAGAUCUGGAAACAUCCUGGACCUUAAGAACCCUUUCUUCAGGUGAUGUCAACAGUUCAUCCCGGAUGUAUUUAAAGCUGGGAUGGUACGAGAUCACUUUUGUGUCAGGUUUGCAUUGAAAGGCAUGACAAAACAGUAAAAGUUUGCAAAGAGCAAUCAAAAGAAAACUAAGUAGAGCUAAUCUAUAAAAGAUUCAAAUGAGAUCAGAAGUUUGGUUUUCUAUUUUUAUUUUAUUUAACUUUUAUUUAACCAGGUUUGUCCCAUUCAGAUCUGAGGAUCUCAUUUGCAAGGGAGACCUGACCAAGAAUGGCGGCAAUACAUGGUUACAACAAACAGUCACACAGACUCAAUACAGAAUGAAAAUGUGAGUAAACAUCAGUUAAAACAGCGACAUUCUGAGAGUUUGUACUCCAGCCUUUUAACUGCAGAUUUAAAAAUAGUCAAAGACACAAAGUUUUGCAGCUUAAAUUCAGUCUGCAGAUUAUUCCACACAGAGGAGGCAAAGAACCUGAAAGCCUUCUUUCCCAUUUCAGUUCGGACUCUGGGAACAACAAACUGUAUAAAUCUUAAUGAUCUCAGGUUGUGUAAUCCAUCCUUAAUGAUCAAUAACAGCUUUUUUCUCUGACAGUGUUUCUUGUGAUGCUCUUGUCGAUGAAAACAACAUGAGUUUACUUUUCUCCACAUGAAGCACGGGUUGCAGCUGCCUAAGCUGAUCUUGGACCAAAAGCCAGCGCAGGUGUUGGUGCACAGCAAUAAAUGACUGUAUCAUCUGCAUAGAAAUGAAUAUUUGCAUUUGGAACAUUUUGUCCCAGGGCGGUUGACAUAUAUUGUAAAUAAGAGCAGUCCCAGAACUGAACCUUGAGGAACACCCUUGUGAAUUUGAAGUACCUCUGAUAAGAGGCCGUAUGACUGAACAACAGAUAAUUCGCAAACAAGAAGCUUUAAGACGGUCUAAUAAUGAAACAAACACACCACAUUGGCAUCCUCACGUGGUAAAAAAAUCAAUUAGGAGAGAGUCUGAAAUAUUUUUUUGUGUAAAAAAAUCAGCUGUUUAAUAGGAAAACACUUUCAAGAGUGUAUUUACGACACGCGCACAGCACCAUCUUGAGUUUACGACAGUUGUGACAUCACCGGUUGUGUAGGAACAGAGCGGUGAAAUAGUAAUUAGUGUACGUGACUCAAUCGCUUAGCAAUAAGAUGUCGUAGGACGUAUUUGAAAUGGAUAUGAUGGAGGUCUAUUGAUAUAUAUUAUAAAUAAGAGCGGUCCCAGAACUGAACCUUGAGGCACACCUUUGUGAAUUUGAAGCACCUCUGACAAGAGGCUGUAUGACUGAACAGCCUGGGUUCUGCCAGAGAGAUAAUCCACAAAACCACCUGACUGCUUGUUCUGAGAACCCAGAAGCUUCUGGGCCUAAUAAACGGCCUAAUAAAAUACAGUAAUCCACGGUGUCAAGAGCCUUAGAAAAAUCAAUGAAGAGAGAAAGACAACACUGCUUGUUGUCUCUAGGAUAUCAUUCACUACCUUCAUUGCAGCAGUGGUAGUGCUGUGGUUCUUCCUAAAGCUGGACUGACAUUGAGAAAGAAUAGAGUUACAGGCCAGGAACUCUUUCACCUGGUCACUGACCAAUGUCUCAAGCGCUUUAGAUAAUACAGACAGUUUAGAUAUUUGGUUUCAAAUCCAAAAGGUCUGAGUUCAGGUCAAAAGUUCAAAUGUGUCAUUUCUGGAUGCAAAAGUUGAUUAAUUCCGAGAGUUGUUCUGUGGUUUCUAUUUGGUUGAGGCAUAAUUGGCUGCUUUGUGUUUCUCUUUUAAAUUUGUUCAGUCUGACAGUAUAGUAAAGACUGGAAGGGGACCUCUGUGACCUCAAUAAACAUCCCUGCAGUAAACAUGAAAACAAAAACUGAAGCUGUGCCUUUGUAUGCAGGAUACCGUCAUGGUUCCACAGUUAG